AUGGCGACAACUGAACUCACAUAUACCAAUGCGUACGAACCUUUCAACGAGCAGUGUUUUCGGGAGGAAUGUGGUACAAUACCCGCUUAUAUUCUCAAUCGAUGCGAGGAAAAGGUGAGACUCUCCUCUCUACGCGUGGAUCACACUACGGCUUUUAUCCGACCAAUCGUGCUUCAAUGUGUUGAAGGACGCAUUACACCAGAGGUAGCAAAACUCAAUAAGUACGGAAAAGAAGAGGUGUAUUUGAAUGUAUAUGGAUUGCGUCCUUCCGUGUCUCUUACAAUACGUGAUCAGAGCAGUAUUUCUAAAUGGUUCACGCCCCACUAUCUGAAUAGUAUCGUAAAUCGGAUUCGUGAAAUGGGAAUUGAAACUAUUGUCGACGCUAAACUGGUCCAUAAGUUCCCCUUUAACCAUGCUGCUGAGGGUAGUUUAUAUCAUCUUAAAUUAUACUUUGGUGGCAGCAAGAAUCCACAGUUGUGGCGGCUGCGCCAAUUGCUUCGGGAAGAUAUAACUACCGGCUCCUUAUUCUUACCCGAUUUACUGAAUUCGUCGAUCACCCCGCACACGAAUUGGUUUAUAGCCAAUCGAGCCCCAGUUUUAGGACUUCUUAAGGUAAACAAACCUAUUGGAGCGAAACAUCUCCAUUACAAACACCCCUUCAAAUGUGGGACCGCCUACUAUAAAGAUAUAGAAUUCCAGACCAACUCUGACCUCACCAUACCCUGGGAGGAUCGUGAGCAGCACACUGAAGCCAUCCGGCACAAGUUUGACGAGAUUCUGGAGACAUGCGGUUCCCCUGCCUUGAAAAAAGUAUUGCGUCAUAAUCUAAAGAAGGUCAGUACCUGUGCAGGUGAGGCCUGCACGUGGCAAGAGUUUAAGGCAGCCUGUAUUUACCCCAUCUUGGUAUGUGGUCGAUCGAAUCCUGGGAUUGAAAUAUGGCGUACAACUAUACACCGCCUUUGGAGAAGCAUUACAAAAACGAUGGACCGUAUAGAUGAAUAUGAAGAUGAGAACGACGUCUUAGCUGAACAAUGCCGAAUUGAAUUUAAACUACGGCUGGCAGCAAAGGAGUACUGGGAAAAGGUCCUGGUGAGCCAGUACUUGACCGAACACCAAAAAACGGCCCGUAUCGAGCAAUUGAUGGAGCACACUAAAACUCUGAGAGCUUUAUUCUUUGACAUUGAAGUGUCUUAUGUUCCCCAUUGUCGAAACGAGUCUUCCUUUGAAGUCAACCUCAUCUCUACGGUUCUGAGCAAUUAUAUGACAGACCAGCCGGUAGAGGCUGUAAACUUUAUGCUGCUUGCCGGUCGCCGCCAAGAUGGGGGACGAGAAGAACGUGCUGCUAUGAAUUUAAAUGUGGCCAACAUUUGUAGGAUUUCAUCGCAAGGAGUGAAGGAUCCAAUCUUUGAUCAAAACAACGUGGUUAUGAAGUACUUUAAAAAGGAGAGGCAUCUCCUGAGCGCCUUUAUUGACUACGUACGAAACUGCAAGUCUCACAUCGUGGGCUACUUUAAUGGGCACAAAUUCGAUUUUCCCUUCAUUGUUGCCAGAUUGAAAUAUCUCAAAAUGACCAGUUACAUGACAGAUUCACGGGUUCAAUUGGAUGCAGAAAGAAGACCCCGCUACAUAAACUUUUCGCUGACGCACCGACUCGAUCAGAUCCAAAUUAAGUACCGCCGUAAACCCAACAAGAAGAGCUUUCAAGAUGUCGGGGUGGAGCUGCGUGCUAAAGGAAUCGAACAAGCUCGUGGGGAAGCGGCCAAUCGUAUUGAAGACGAGGAUUUAGAUCAACUGUAUAAACAUACAGAAGUGGAUGCAUCGAAUGCUAAUCAUCAAGGUUGGGAAAACAUGCGAAUCUUCGGAGAGAAUGGCCCCGACAGCUACCCCUUACUAUCCACGUUAGAACAGACCGGAUCGGCAGAACAUUUCGAAGAACGUUGCCAAUGCGGCAUUAGUACCGCGUUAAUAAAUGCUAAACAACAUCGAAAUUUGGCAAGUCAUACUGUGGCCCUGUUAGAUGUUAUGUAUGAAGUUGGUGACCCCAAUCGAGGCUGUAAAUUGGAAACAGCUGCAGAAAAAUGGCUCAAUACCACCAAAGUUCAUGACGAGAAGGUUUCGUAUGAAAAUAUAACAAACACAUGGCGCAAUGGAAGUGUCGAAGACCUUGAACUCUUUUGUGGCUAUUGUCUCAAAGACAGUGGGCUUACCUAUGCUCUAACCAACGUGCUACAGACCUUGACAUUUGCCGCAGGAAUGGCUGAAAUUAGUACCCUCCCCUUUAGGGAGCUUUUUCUAAAUGAGAUGGUUAGAACAGUAAUGUCGUCUUUGGCUUCUUUUAGUUACAAACAGGGCGUGUACAUGCCUGACACAACCUUGGUUCGUGACGAAGGCCUACUGUGGGAGCCAGGGCAUGAAUUCAAUGAAGAAAUUGAUAUCUACAACUUAGCUGUUCCUGCGGGCCGCACUGUGAAUAAUAAUGGUUUGUAUAAUCUACUCAUCACGGUGUUUGAUUUCAGUGGCCAAUAUCCCUCAAUCCAGAGAGCACAUGGCAUUUGCGCCACAACCCUAUUGCGAAAAUCAUUUGCAAAGAAGCUGAAUCCUGACCAAUACACCACUAUCGAACUCCAAAAUGUACGCCCCGUGGUGGAACAUGCUUGCCCUGAGGAAAACUGUGGCGGUGGCGUCGAAGGUGUAAAGGACCCGCGCAUGUGUACUUACAGACACCACUUUGAACGGAUCAAUUUUGAGGUCUACUAUGCUAAACACAACGUCUUUACCGGCAUCAUGCCUCAGUUUUUGAAACUCAUGGCCAACUUGCGUACAAAAUAUAAGAAUCAAAUGGCACAGACCAGCGACCUUAUAGAAAAGGGCCUUUACAAUGUGUUACAGAAGGCCGUCAAAUGUGCCAUGAAUGCAACCUAUGGAGUAUGUGUACGUACUGCGGGUCCCGUGGGAGCGACUAUAACACAAGUGGGCCGAAACCAGAUUGAAUUUGUGGCUCGCAAGGCAAAAGAAGCGCAAAUGUACGUCGUUAAUGGCGACACGGAUUCCGUCAUGAUUUCUGACAAAAAUGCCACCACUGGACCUGAAGGUCAGGGGCGCAUGUCGUGUCUGAGUCGUAACUUAUGCGGUAAGAAUCGCGCCUCAGUUACUGAGAUUUUUACCAAGUAUUUUGAGAAACAAGAGAAGUUUUGUAACUACUUGAAUUCGAUGUUUCCGCAUCCUUGCAAGAUUGAGUUAGAGAAAGUGUUUCUCUUCCAAUGUAUGUUUCACAAGAAAUGUUACUACGGACAGAAGGUCAUUCCCGGCUCACUAGCUCUAGUAGCUCACAAAGCUGGCUUGACAGGCAUUAAGGCCGAUAGGACGAAGGUGAAAACGGCUGCUCAAAUCGCUACAAGUAAGAUGAUUGGACGCAAUGAUAUUUGCGGUCUUGUAAAAUUCGCCGAACUACUGUAUGAAGUCGUGACCGUGCGCAUGCGGGCACAGGAGAUUGCUGACCAGCAGGUUAAUGACUACUGCGACCUAAUUGAUUACGAACUAGAAGAUUUUUAUGAGACUCUCCCAACUUCUCAGAAGACGGGUGACCAGGAUAUCUAUUUACCUAGCCAGAGAAGACGCGUCUCCCCAUCGACUUUAAAACAUGCUUACCAUCAGUCUUGUACGGCUCGAGAGGAUCUCAAAAAAUUUGACGACAGCGACACCCAUAAUGCUUUGGUUGAGAAAUAUUCUCACGGUAAUAUCCUGCCUUUGGAUUGGAUGAAGAGUGUGGAGAAGGUGGGCGAUAUUAAUGAACCAAAGACGCUGGCUACUAAACAGGCUAUCCGGGCCUGCAAACGAUCAGGCGUUGAUCUUUGUACCGCUCCAACAUUCGUUGAGUUGUUCCGAAAACAUGAUGUUCAGGUCUCGGCCACUUUAAAAGAUAGCUUGCAGGUGUUGCUCCAUGCCAUUGAAGAGCCUGAGGUUCGUUGUCGGAGAGAACAGAUUGAACGUCAAGAAUUAGGAGAAAAAGCAUGGGCCAUGGAGCAAGAAAAACGUGCUGCCCGUCAAAGACGAAUAGAGACGGCUAGUAACACCAUAACUCGGCUAUCCGUCACAGCAAUGCCUAGAGAACUGGUAGCGCCUGAAGAGGAACGCGCCUACUUUACCGAGAAAGAACGCGCCAAAAUUUAUCAUGUAAUUAAGAAAAUCGAGACUUGGGAUAAGAAGAUUGCAUACGAGCGCAAGUGUAAUUUCAAGGAGAUUGUAUUUGAUUUACCUGAGAAACACAGCGAAGCCGAUAUUGCUCAACUACGCAUGUACAUUGACGAUUUGGAAGAAAAUGAGCCACAUCUACCCAUUUGGUGGUACGACGAAGCUUAUUGUUUAACCCAACCGCCUCCACCUGACACUUGGUGGGAUCUGCCUGACUCAGGAGCAGUGUGUGAUUUUUGGUGUAUGUUUAGCAAGACUGACCUAACGAGACGUUAUAUUCAUAUUUCGGGAGGACCGGUGUCGCGCAUCAUGCUUAGUAACGACGUGUUAAAAGAUGCUAAAUUUUUAGACGUAAACCAAUCCUCUUGGAACAAGCAGAAUGUCUACUCGAUUUCUAUGACGGAUGAAACAGAAUACUUUAGCCUGGAUAUGGGUGGGCGCUAUGCUUUACAAACAUCUUCUACACCGGUUUUGCUUACCUCUAUAGAUGGAAAACAGCGUUAUCUCACUAAUAAGGAUUCUUUCUGUCAUAACACCCGCAACAGAUUUAGUUUUGCUACACAGUUGGAUCAGCUGAUGACAACAAAGCAACGACUUGCCCCAACAUCUAGCUGUUACAAUGAUAUUAUAGCUAUAUACCCCAAACAAUACACGAACAAAGUAAUUAUCCGACACAACACCACCGGCACAAAACACGAGCUGAUUGAUGUUGCCAUUUUACGAGACGACAAUCGCUUAGUUGAUACAUGGAUAUUCGAGGACGGACCAUUCUACAUGAGGCUGGGAGAGUUGCAUAACAUCAUCAACGCUGUACAGCUGCCCAAUCAACCUGCCAGGCUGAAAGUGAUAGAACUUAGGUUUGAAGAUGAGCCCAUGAACGCUGUGUUGCGUGUUGAGAGGGCUAUAGAUGUAAAAAAAUGGACACAUAACAUUAGCAAAGAUCCAGACACCCUUCCGCCGUUUGUGAGUAAAGUUUAUGAUAUCUUCACAAUGUCAGCUCAGUCUGGUAUCAAGGCUCAGUCUGGUAUCAAGAGAGGCCGUCCUGAAAUACCAUGCGCCAUUCGUCACCUCAAGAAGCCCCGUAUCAAUGUUCUUCCUAAAGCGUCUACAAAACCACGAGGUGUUAGGAAGUGCAUGGACAGUAAAAAGCAGAGCAGCCUUACUGGUUUUUUGAAAGUUAAAGAAUGA
Messenger RNA from Branchiostoma belcheri (Belcher's lancelet), 5379 nucleotides. RefSeq lists its product as uncharacterized. NCBI's taxonomy places the organism in Eukaryota, Metazoa, Chordata, Leptocardii, Amphioxiformes, Branchiostomatidae. Gene Ontology annotation, biological process: nucleotide-excision repair, DNA gap filling; DNA-templated DNA replication; base-excision repair, gap-filling. The record is from RefSeq and is a predicted model, not a curated record. Bases 1 to 5379 code for a protein of 1792 amino acids. Gene Ontology annotation, cellular component: delta DNA polymerase complex. The transcript has a single exon. Gene Ontology annotation, molecular function: 3'-5'-DNA exonuclease activity; nucleotide binding; DNA-directed DNA polymerase activity.